ACAAAUUUAUGAGAAGAACGCUUGAUGGCUGAAGUCGUGAGUAGUCACAGCCGGUUCCUUCGGGUUAGGCCGUGGGCGCGGAGCCAAAGUGUAGCAGCAACCUCCCGGCGGCCGUGUGGCGCAGGUUGGGGCGCCAUGGGAUCUACCUGGCACAAGAACGUCCACAACCAAGGCGUCUUGGCGGCUGGAGCGGACUGCUGGUGUGAGGACACCCCCGAGAAGGAGCAGCUCACUUUCAUCUACGGGGGCGUCCGCCAUUCGGAGCGUGGCAGAUCAGGGAGUAGCACCGCCGGCCGUGCACACUUCGAGUGCAACCAAGAAGGGCAUAUGAGCCGGGACUGUCCACUGCUGACGACGACGCCACGGCCGAGGAUGCCUCAAGUGUGGCGAAGAAGGCCACAUGAGUAGGGAUUGAUUUCCAGACACUUGGGCGGGACACACCCACAAGUGGGCCGCUAUGCGAUUGGUGGGCUGCAAAAAUAGGUGUUAUGUGUGUAUUUUGUUAUUAAAUUGUUCGUUU
This is a messenger RNA of Dermacentor silvarum, 520 nucleotides long. RefSeq lists its product as uncharacterized. Lineage: Eukaryota; Metazoa; Arthropoda; Arachnida; Ixodida; Ixodidae. The coding region runs from base 25 to 408 and encodes 127 amino acids. Gene Ontology annotation, molecular function: zinc ion binding; nucleic acid binding. The transcript has 2 exons. The record is from RefSeq and is a predicted model, not a curated record.